Bipolaris victoriae FI3 is the source of this 372-nucleotide messenger RNA. RefSeq lists its product as hypothetical. Bases 1 to 372 code for a protein of 123 amino acids. Lineage: Eukaryota; Fungi; Ascomycota; Dothideomycetes; Pleosporales; Pleosporaceae. The record is from RefSeq and is a predicted model, not a curated record. The transcript has 3 exons.
AUGGCGAAUUUGCCAUGGGACUAUACAUCAAAACAAGCCCAAGAGGAUGCUCAGCUCAAUCCCACGCAAUGGGACAUAUUCCUUAGAGUCACGCGUGAGAUAACGAAUAAACUGCGAGAGAAGGAUCCAAAUUUGAAGUUCAGGGACAUAACAGAGAGCGUCAAGAAGGACUGCCUAGAAAAUGUGAAUAAGCAGAUGGUAGAGCAAGGAUGCCCUGAGGUGACGCGAGCAAUUGUCGACUGGCGCGUCGCAAAGGCGUUAGCUAUAUCUAGAAGUCAUGCUAAAAACCUAGGCAAACAAAAUAGCUCGCAGAGCGCUAGCAGCGCGGCAACGUUUUACGAUCCUAUUCGAGACAAGGACAGGCUGGUAUAA